Molecule: messenger RNA, 4833 nt
Organism: Oncorhynchus kisutch (coho salmon)
Lineage: Eukaryota; Metazoa; Chordata; Actinopteri; Salmoniformes; Salmonidae
Product: adenosine receptor A1-like
Exons: 5
Coding region: 1189-2322 (377 amino acids)
Biological process (GO): G protein-coupled adenosine receptor signaling pathway
Cellular component (GO): dendrite; plasma membrane; synapse
Molecular function (GO): G protein-coupled adenosine receptor activity
Source: RefSeq, a predicted model, not a curated record
UUGUGAGUAACGUUUUCACAAUCGAAUUGACACCGGGGCAGUACGAGGUGGGAGGGAGAAUAAUUAAAUCCCAAAUAAAUAGUCUAGGAUAUCCUCGGAGAAAACCUACAAGAUAAAUCAAAGAGUGAGUUCAAUCGCCAUUCGCCCGUUGGCACAAAGAGAGAGACAUCUAUGGGACGGCCACGGCAGCACAGUACAACCGUUUUCUCCUUCAUUUCUCUAUACAUUGGAAGAAACAAGAGGGACGCAACUUGCAAUGGCAGAGUUGGAAUUAUGGCAAUGACCAAUAGUUUGAAAUCAGAGAAUAGCCUAAUGAAACCGGAAAGUGAAAUCAGAGAAUAGAUUAAUGAAACAGAGAAGGUUCAAAUCAGAGAAUAGCAUAAUGACACGGAGAAGGAGAAAUCAGAGCGUGUGGGACCAAAACAAAGAAUAUAUUAUAUUUUAGGUCACGCAUUGCUUUGACUCUCAAAGCACAACGGGAAAGAGCACGGCGCACGGGCACGGGCACCGGGAUUGCAGUUGAGCAUUUGAUUUGAGCUGCCGCCUUGCACAGCAUGGAGAGAAAGAAACCUCUGCCCACUGGGCACAGACGUCAAUUCAAUGUCUAUUCCAAGUUGGUUCAAAGUCAUUUCAUUGCGUGGUAACAACGUUGAUUCAACCAGUGUGUGCUCAGUGUUCGUACUGCGUCCACUAAAUACUUUCCAGAGAGAUUGUUCUUCUUCUUGAAGUGGAAGAUGAUGAAGUCACUACCUGGGGGGUAAAUAAUCAACAAUACUCGGCGGAAAGGUCCCUUCCCCGAGCGCAGGUGGAUCCAGCUAAGCGGUGGAACAGGGUUUUUGGACGAGGACAGGAGCAACAACGCACCACAAUAACCUCUGAACUACCAGUCUGCUACACCGUCAAAAGAAUAGGCCUAGCCAUUCAUUCCUAGAUCUGCUUCUUGGUGUCCAUAUGAUGCUAAAUCGCUUCACAAACUGGAUGUGUAUCAGAACUUCAGUAUGGUGAAAAUGGAAUAAUCCAAGUGAUGUGGCCGCUGUAGAACGGACAUUGAAUGGGCGCGCAACGCACAAAUCAAUUUGCACUAUAGGAGUGUAACCCUACUCAAAUGAUUAUUUUGUUGGCUUUCCAAGCUUGCUUUCGUUGGAAUAAUACCUAGUCUUCUCAUUUGGGCUAUAAUAGCCUGUAAGGAUGUCUGAAGCACUCGCCCCAGCCCAGGCGCUCUACAUCGGCAUGGAGGUGGUGAUUGCCGUCUUCUCCGUCCUGGGUAAUGUGAUGGUGGUCUGGGCGGUGAAAAUUAACAAGUCGUUGAGAGACACAACAUUCUGCUUCAUCGUUUCUCUGGCCCUGGCGGAUAUCGCAGUGGGAGCCCUCGUCAUCCCCUUGGCGAUAACUAUCAGCAUCGGACUCCAAACUCACUUCUACAGCUGCCUAAUGGUCGCGUGCACGGUGCUGGUACUGACGCAAAGUUCCAUCCUGGCCCUCCUGGCAAUUGCGAUUGACCGCUAUCUCAGGGUCAAGAUUCCAACCAGCUACAAGCGUGUGGUGACAAAGCAGCGAGCGGCCGUGGCGGUGGUGGUGUGUUGGACUGUGGCCUUCAUCGUGGGCUUGACCCCCAUGCUGGGCUGGAACAACCUCUGGAGGCUGCAGCAGAACGGUUCCCUGAACGAGGAUCUCAUCAUCACCUGUCAGUUUGAGAACGUAAUCAGCAUGGACUAUAUGGUCUACUUCAACUUCUUUGGCUGGGUGCUGCCUCCUUUACUCCUCAUGCUGGUCAUUUACACAGAGAUCUUCUACAUGAUCCACAAGCAACUCAACAAGAAGGCUUGCACCACCAACCACACCGAUCCCAACAAGUACUACAACAAGGAACUCAAACUGGCCAAGUCCCUGGCCCUGGUUCUCUUCCUGUUCGCCAUCAGCUGGCUUCCCCUCCACAUCAUCAACUGCAUCACAUUGUUCUGUCCGAACUGCGACAAACCCCUGUUCCUGAUCUACAUCGCUAUAUUACUCACGCACGGCAACUCAGCCGUCAACCCCAUCGUCUACGCCUUCCGCAUCAAGAAGUUCCGAGACGCUUUCCUGAAGAUCUGGAAGCAGUACUUCUGUUGUAAGGACGUACCCGCCAUCUUGAACCAGCCUAGUGAGAAGGAUAGGAAAGAGAACCAGAAUGGCAACGGAAAUGGAAACGGGAAUCCUAAUCCGAACAGAGACUCACAGCCAGCUCUAUCGCCACCACAAGAAGGGCAGCAGCCUUCACUAGAGCAGAUGCAGGAGGUCAAGCCCCAACGGCCACAGUCUCACAAUGAUGAUCCAACACAGUAGAAACCCCCAAUGGAGCUCAACAAUAUCUAACUAACCCCGGAAACAGAAGGGAGUUUCUACAUUGAUGUGUCAGAAACCCUAUGAGUUUCUAUGUCUUGGGAGAUGAAUAGAGGUUGUUUAACAGGAGUCAGAGGCAUCCUCAUAGUCAUUCUGAAUGUAUAGCUAGCUACCAAUGGAGGAGUAUGACAUAGUGAAAGAAAAGUUUAACCAGUUUACUUUUUGUACCUUGCACCUGAAAGGCAUUGGAUGUGUUUGUGUGUACACCUUUUUUUAAUGGGAGUGUGGCAUGUUACCUACUGAAUGGAAGGAUUCAGGAGCAGAGUUUGGCGGCUUGCAGGACUUGUAAAGAUAUCUUACAGACUGUGAAAUCACAUUUUAACAGGCGGAGGUGUAUUUGAGUUUGAGGCAGAGGAAAAAACAUUGAAAAGGAGUAUUAGGGUUUAUAUUGUAAAAACAUUGAAAAGGAGUAUUAGGGUUUAUAUGGUAAAAACAUUGAAAAGGAGUAUUAGGGUUUAUACUGUAAAAACAUUGAAAAGGAGUAUUAGGGUUUAUACUGUAAAAACAUUGAAAAGGAGUAUUAGGGUUUAUACGGUAAAAAACAUUUUCCCACCAUUCAUUUUUCCCAUAGGGGAUUUUAGAAACACUUAAAGUAAGGGUUGUGUUUCAUGUAGGUUUACCCUGGCGUGACGUUUAGAUUACCAUGUAAAUCUCUCUCGGACAAGGUGACUUUUAUCGACAUAUUCGCCUCUAUUUACUCUCAGAAUUGAUAAUGCUAAUUAGCAUCAAAGUAGAAAUCCCUGCAUGUCUUCUCUAGUUGACACCUUUGCUAACAGGUAUUGUGUCAAUUUAAAACAGUUAACAGAAUUGUCCAUUUAAAGAAAUGUAGCCAAUUUAUUCAUUACUACAUUUAGCUAACAUUUACCCUGCUGGUCAUCUAUGAACGUUUGAACAUCUUGGCCAUGUAUUGUUAUAUUUCUCAAUCUGGCACAGCCAGAAGAGGACAUGCCUGGUUCCUCUCUAGGUUACUUCCUAGGUUCCUGCCUUUCUAGGGAGUUUUUCCUAGCCACCGUGCUUCUACAUCUGCAUUAAUUGCUGUUUGGGGUUUUAGGCUGGGUUUCUGUAUAGCACUUUGUGACAUCAGCUGAUGUAAAAAGUGCUUUAUAAAUAAUUUUGAUAGAUGGUGGAAAAACGAUUGGAACCAUUUCCCUCUUUGACCGUUUGGUUUUAUGGGUAUUAUGACUCAUUCUGUGGUACUCUAUUAGGGUUUAUGUGGUAAAAACCAUUGAAAAGGAGUAUUAAAGUUUAUACUGUAAAAACACUGAAAAUAACUAUUAGGGUUUAUAACGCUAAAAAAGGGUAAUGAAACAUUUGCAAUAAUGCAUUAUUCAAUCAGAUCCGCUUUAGGAGGUGUCGGAGGUGAAACUGCUUUCGAGCUGUCAAGUCCACAAGCAGCUCCUGGAAUUAUAUCUCGAGCGGACAUUACCACUGGCUACACGGAAUCCCAUGUAGCCUUGUUUACAGAUUUGAAUGUUAGAUCUAGGCUGAUAGAAAUCCUCAUUAUUUUGUAUAAUGAUUUUCAAUUUGAGCAUCAUCUAUAUAGCCUAGACUUUCUCGUUCUGAACUUCUAACGUGAAUGGGAGGGGUGUGGCUUCGUGACAAUGAUCAAGAGCAGUUGCAUCGAUUUGACAGCUCCGACGUAAUUACACCUCAGACACAGCAAAAACAUCAGCUAUACGGGUUUCGGCUAUCGCCAGUUAACGCUUGAUCUGAUUGAAUCUAGGCCUAAAUCUCUUUGAUAAUGAGACAUCUUAAUAACAAACUAAUCUGGAGACACUAAGCUUCAAUUUACAGUUAACAGAACAGUGGAUCUUUAUGACAUUGUGAAAUUGGAAAGGAACUGGUAGUUGAUAUGAUUCUCAUCACAAAAUGUGCAAAAUACAACACUGACUGUGAGGUCAAAUCAAUGUCACGUUCUCAAAAUGUUUUACAUUUUACCAUGUACAAAGAUGGCUUAUAAACCGAAACAAAAUAAUCGUAUUUUUUGUAUUAUUUAAAAAAUAAAAAAUAAAAACUAGACAAGUCGGUUAAAGAACAAAUUCUUAUUUACAAUGACGGCCGACACCGGGUCAUUAUGGGACUCCCAAUCACAGCCGGAUGUGAUACAGCCUGGAUAAAACAACAUGAAAAUGUGACUUAAAAGGGUUACAGAUGUUCCAAUUGUCAAACGAUAAGGUUCAUCUCCCUGCUGUUCAUUAAACUGAAUUGAUUUGAGCUGAGAAAGGCGUAAUAUGAAUGUAAUGAUGUGAAUUAAAUGUAGCUACUGUGGCAGCUCGUUAGCUAUGAAUGGACACAUAUCUUGAUUCAGGGUCUUAAGACACAAGAAGCACAGCAGAGGAAUGAGUGGAGCUUUGUUUCCCUCUCCCUCUCCUCUAUACCUCUCCCUCUCCUCUACACCUCUCUCUCCCCUCUACUCCUCUCCCUCCCCUCUAUACCUCUGCUGUCCUCUCCCUC